CACCGCGGCCACAGAGUCUGCACCAGUGACCCAGCCAUGGCUCGAGCUGGCCAGCGGCGCGGGCAGGCGGCGGCCGCGGAAGGCGCGCGGGCUGCGUCAGGGGAGCCGGGGAGCUCACGAUUCUAAGCGAGAGGGCCGAGAGGGGGCCAGGGGGCGAGGGGGCUGGGGGCCACAGCGCUCACCCAACGGCGAAGAUCCUUUUUGAAAAUUAAUAUUAAAAAAGAGAGAGGGGAAGCGAACGCAGAGGAAAAAGGUGGGGGCAAGAGGGAAGGCGAUACACACAGAGAGGCAGACAGAGCCCCGCAGCGAGAGGAAAAGGAAGGAAGGAAGCCAGGAAGGCAGCAGUGGCCGGCAGGCAGGCAGCCGAUGUGAAGACCGGACUCCGCGCGCCCGCCGCCGCCGCCGCCGCCGCCGCUGUCCGGCCUCAUCGAUGUUGUGUCCGCCGCCCGCCCGCUCGCCCGGAUCACGAUGAACGCGCAGCUGACCAUGGAGGCGAUCGGCGAGCUGCACGGGGUGAGCCAUGAGCCGGUGCCCGCCCCUGCCGACCUGCUGGGCGGCAGCCCCCACGCGCGCAGCUCCGUGGCGCACCGCGGCGGCCACCUGCCCCCCGCGCACCCGCGCUCCAUGGGCAUGGCGUCCCUGCUGGACGGCGGCGGCGGCGGCGGCGGCGACUACCACCACCACCACCGCGCCCCCGAGCACAGCCUGGCCGGCCCCCUGCACCCCACCAUGACCAUGGCCUGCGAGACCCCCCCAGGUAUGAGCAUGCCCACCACCUACACCACCCUCACCCCGCUGCAGCCGCUGCCGCCCAUCUCCACCGUGUCGGACAAGUUCCCCCACCAUCACCACCACCACCACCACCAUCACCACCACCACCCGCACCACCACCAGCGCCUGGCGGGCAACGUGAGCGGCAGCUUCACGCUCAUGCGGGACGAGCGCGGGCUGGCCUCCAUGAAUAACCUCUACACCCCCUACCACAAGGACGUGGCCGGCAUGGGCCAGAGCCUCUCGCCCCUCUCCGGCUCCGGCCUGGGCAGCAUCCACAACUCCCAGCAAGGGCUCCCCCACUACGCUCACCCCGGCGCCGCCAUGCCCGCCGACAAGAUGCUCACCCCCAACGGCUUCGAAGCCCACCACCCGGCCAUGCUGGGCCGCCACGGGGAGCAGCACCUCACGCCCACCUCGGCCGGCAUGGUCCCCAUCAACGGCCUCCCCCCGCACCACCCGCACGCCCACCUCAACGCCCAGGGCCACGGGCAGCUCCUGGGCACGGCUCGGGAGCCCAACCCCUCGGUGACCGGGGCGCAGGUCAGCAGUGGAAGUAACUCGGGACAAAUGGAAGAGAUCAAUACCAAAGAGGUUGCCCAGCGCAUCACCACCGAGCUCAAGCGCUACAGCAUCCCGCAGGCCAUCUUCGCGCAGAGGGUGCUCUGCCGCUCCCAGGGGACCCUCUCGGACCUGCUGCGCAACCCCAAACCGUGGAGCAAACUCAAGUCGGGCCGGGAGACGUUCCGGAGGAUGUGGAAGUGGCUGCAGGAGCCGGAGUUCCAACGCAUGUCCGCGCUCCGCUUAGCAGCGUGCAAAAGGAAAGAGCAAGAGCACGGGAAGGAUAGAGGCAACACCCCCAAAAAGCCCAGGCUGGUCUUCACAGACGUCCAGCGCCGGACUCUACAUGCAAUAUUCAAGGAAAACAAGCGUCCGUCCAAAGAAUUGCAGAUCACCAUUUCCCAGCAGCUGGGGUUGGAGCUGAGCACCGUCAGCAACUUCUUCAUGAACGCGCGGAGGAGGAGCCUGGACAAAUGGCAGGACGAGGGCAGCUCCAAUUCAGGCAACUCAUCUUCAUCAAGCACUUGUACCAAAGCAUGAAGGAAUCACCACAAACUAAAACCUCGGUGGAAAAGCUUUAAAUAAAAGAAAUUUUUAAAAGACCAGGACCUCAACAUAGCAGGUUUAUACUUAGAAAUAUUUGAAGAAGGAAAAAAAAAGAAGUGUUAUUUAUAGUCCAAAGAAACCAAAGACUUAGUUCACCUGCAUUCUGACUUUGUUCGGAGACACACCUUUCAGCGAGUCGACAACUUGGCAAGAAGAGUUAGGAGCAGGAAAACACCACUGGAUCUCACGCCUUCGACCCAUGACCCUUCUCGCUGUGCUUGGCUGUUUCGUGGUUUGGAGCAGUGCUUUUGAGCCAUUGAGUGGACAUCUGUUAAGAUCAGACUUUCUCAUCUGUUCCACUGCGCCACGAAGGUGUAUGAUAUCUCAGUACUGUGUGUGGGUGCGUGUACACACACACACACAUACAUACACACAACCACCACCACCACCACCACCACCAGUGGUCAGGGACUUAGGCAGGGCGGGCCUUCAGGGAGGGUUGUACUGGUAGGAGAGCAACCAUCCAUGUGGGGUUGUCUGAGUUCAUUGGAUUGGGAUGUGAUGUCGCUCACCUAGCCUAUUGUUUGAACCUGCCAAGCCUGCAACCUAAAUGCAGAUUCAAACCCAGCAAAGAAAAUUUGAAUGACACCUAAACUCGUGCAUUCUCUUUGUUUGUUAAGGACUGUUCAGAUACUUUUUAAGAAAUGAAAUAAGAGUCCAUCCAUUAAAAAAAAAAUCACCUAGGUACCAAAGAACACACUUAAUAUUAUAGUGCAGGUAUUUUAUUGCAAUGAUUUUAAUAACCAAAGCUAUUUUUACACAAGAUACUAUGUAAAGUUAUACAUAAGAACUAAUCUAGCUGUAACACACAUGCCAUGUAGAAUCAUGACUUUUAUUUAUGACUCUUAAAGCAUUUGAAAUAUUUGUUUUCAGAACUGGCAAGAAAGAAUGUCGCUUCAGGGAAGCAAUUGCUACCAUCACAGAGAGGUUGAUGCAGUAUGCAUGUACACCCAGGUGGCACACUCCCUUUCGGGACCCGUAAAUGUCACUUAGGUGGACAUAUGACAUGAUUCCAGAAUCUGUUUAGAGCUGGGAAAACCUGUUGAUGCUCCCAAAAAUAGGAUCCCAUUUGUAAACUAGAAAACUAAGUUUACACAGGGCAGGUAACUGAAUUAGAAAAUUUGUUUAAAGUAAUGCUUUUCGGUAAAAAGACCAUGGAACUAAGACUCCAUACUUAGAUUAAUUUGACAAAUUUGCUGCAUGCCUUUGACACCAAAUACAUUUCAAAAAUACAAACUAAAAUGGAGCUGACCAACUUUAUUAUUAAAAUGAACUAUCUAAUAUUUGAAUAAUCCUAAAAAUAUAAUCAAACUUAUGUUAUUGCCAAUCCCAAACAUUUUAUGACUUGGACAUGAACAAAAAUAGCAGGUCCAGCCCAGAAAUGGGAGUUCUCCCGGUCUUCAACUGCUUACUUCGUUCCGCAUAGCCUCCGGAGCGUACCACCUUCUUUCCUGCUGCUGCAUUAAGCUGAAAAUUUUAUAACAUAGAUUCCACUCUCUAACAGGGACAUAUAAAAACUAGACCUGAACCUCCAAAAGUAAACAUUUAAAUUCAUAUUUUCUCAAAUCACUUAACCAGGCCUAUAGGAAUCAAGGCGAAAAGGAAAAAACAAAACAAAA
Pipistrellus kuhlii (Kuhl's pipistrelle) is the source of this 3557-nucleotide messenger RNA. RefSeq names its product one cut homeobox 1 (gene ONECUT1). Gene Ontology annotation, cellular component: nucleus. Gene Ontology annotation, biological process: regulation of transcription by RNA polymerase II. Lineage: Eukaryota; Metazoa; Chordata; Mammalia; Chiroptera; Vespertilionidae. The coding region runs from base 469 to 1872 and encodes 467 amino acids. The transcript has 2 exons. Gene Ontology annotation, molecular function: RNA polymerase II cis-regulatory region sequence-specific DNA binding; DNA-binding transcription factor activity, RNA polymerase II-specific. The record is from RefSeq and is a predicted model, not a curated record.